AAAUCCAGACUGAGAGACCCUUUAUUAAUGGCGGUAAUCUCUCGCAACAUUUUUCACAUUUCAGAAAACGGGUCAUUAGCUACUUUCUUAUUCCUAUAUAAAUCAACAUGGAAGUUAUAUCAAAAGUGGAGAGAUUGAAUUUACUGUUGAGCGUAACCGACACGGCUUUCAACUCCGACCUUCGUUCUGAUUUUUCCUCCUUGGGAUACUUACUCAUCAUCACGCAGGAAAUAACCCCUUUGUACGUUUCUCUGUAGUUUCAGCUCAAGACCCAGACAACUUUCACUGCAAAAAGUUCAUUCGGAUCUGGGUUUUCAAAAACAUCCAUAUUUUAUUAGAAACAAAAAGAGCUUUUAAUUAUCAGAUUUGGUUUAAUAUACUUUAAACCGAGUUCUAAUUUUGUUGGGUCUUUUUGAGUAAAACGUAGUAAAUUGGUCUUUUUGUGGAUUGGUUUAGGGAGACUCAGAGAAAAUAUGGGGGAAAGGCUCGGGCUUUUGCUGUGUUUUUGGUUUAUGCUAUGUGGGUUUUGUGUGGCAAGGUUUGUGGUAGAGAAGAACAGCUUGAGAGUGUCUUCACCGAGCUCGUUGAAAGGUGUAUAUGAAUGUGCAAUAGGAAAUUUUGGGGUUCCUCAGUAUGGAGGAACUAUGCUUGGCAUUGUGACGUACCCCAAAGCCAAUCAAAAGGCAUGCAAGAGCUUCGAUGACGUAGAUAUCUCUUUCAAGUCGAAGCCCGGAGGCCUACCCACCUUUCUUCUUGUCGAUAGAGGAGAUUGUUACUUCACCUUGAAGGCCUGGAACGCACAGAAUGGUGGAGCAGCUGCUAUUCUGGUUGCAGAUGACAGGAUUGAACCAUUAAUUACCAUGGACACUCCUGAAGAGGAGAAUGCCGAUGCUGAUUAUCUACAGAACAUCACCAUUCCUUCAGCUCUUAUCAGCAAAUCUUUGGGGGAUAGCAUCAAGAAAGUUCUAUCUAACAGAGAGAUGGUUAACAUAAAUCUUGAUUGGUCCGAGACUCUUCCACAUCCUGAUGAGCGGGUUGAGUAUGAGUUUUGGACAAAUAGCAAUGAUGAAUGUGGGCCAAAGUGUGAUAGCCAGAUCGACUUUGCCAAGAACUUUAAAGGAGCAGCUCAAAUACUUGAGAAGAAAGGGUACACUCAAUUCACCCCGCACUAUAUAACUUGGUAUUGCCCAGAAGCUUUUAUUUUGAGUGAACGGUGUAAGUCUCAGUGCAUCAAUCAUGGGAGGUACUGUGCUCCAGAUCCUGAACAGGAUUUUAGAAGAGGCUAUGAUGGCAAGGAUGUUGUGGUUCAAAAUCUACGCCAAGUUUGCUUCUUUAAGGUGGCAAAUGAAAGUGGAAAGCCAUGGCUUUGGUGGGACUAUGUGGCAGAUUUUGCAAUCCGUUGCCCAAUGAAAGAGAAGAAGUACACUGAAGAAUGCUCAAAUCAAGUUAUUCAAACGCUUGGCGUUGAUCUCAAGGAGAUAGAAAAAUGCGUUGGAGACCCUACUGCAGAUGUGGACAACCCAGUUCUUAAAGCUGAACAGGAUGCACAGAUUGGCAAGGGUUCUCGUGGAGAUGUUACUAUAUUGCCAACUCUUGUUAUAAAUAACAGACAGUAUAGAGGUAAGUUGGACAAAGUAGCAGUUCUCAAGGCCAUCUGUGCAGGUUUUGAAGAGACCACAGAGCCUGCCAUUUGUUUAAGUGGAGAGAUAGAAACAAAUGAGUGUUUGAACAACAAUGGUGGCUGCUGGCAGGACAAGGGUGCCAACAUAACUGCAUGCAAGGACACUUUCAGGGGAAGAGUAUGUGAAUGCCCUGUUGUGCAAGAUGUGAAGUUUGUUGGAGAUGGUUAUACUCAUUGUGAAGCUUCAGGAGCUUUACGUUGUGAAAUUAAUAAUGGAGGUUGUUGGAAGAAAUCCCAGGAUGGCAUGACUUACUCUGCUUGUGUUGAUGAUGACUCCAAAGGUUGCAAGUGUCCACCAGGAUUCAAGGGUGAUGGAGUCAAUGCCUGCGAAGAUGUUGAUGAGUGCAAAGAGAAGCUGGCCUGCCAAUGCCCAGAGUGCAAAUGCAAGAAUACAUGGGGCAGUUAUGAGUGCAGCUGUGGCGGUGGCUUGUUGUACAUGCAAGAACAUGACUUAUGUAUAAGUAAAGAUGAUACAACAGUCAGCUGGAGCUUUGUUUGGGUUGUUAUUCUCGGCUUGGCUGCUGCUGGGUUCGGGUAUGCAGUUUACAAGUACAGGAUCCGGAGAUACAUGGAUUCUGAAAUACGAGCAAUCAUGGCGCAGUACAUGCCAUUGGACAAUCAAGGAGAGGUACGUAAUCACAUGUCCCGUGGCAAUGUCUGAAAGUUGGUAGAGAGAUGUUGAAAGGUGCAACUGAGAUGAUGUGAAAAUGACAAUCACCAACUCUUGAAGUUGAUACUUACAUUCCCCCCACAUUGGAUUGAGUAUUGGGGGAUGGUAAUGUUUCCAACUCAACAGGGUUUUUCUGUUUCUCUUCAAGUAGCAAGUUUGUCCUCGUGUUCUUACUACUUAUCACUGUAGAUCUGUAACCUAAUGGAUGCACAUAUAUUAUAGAAAUUAGAAAUUGUUCUCCCAA
Messenger RNA from Juglans microcarpa x Juglans regia, 2595 nucleotides. Its product is annotated as vacuolar-sorting receptor 1-like. Gene Ontology annotation, molecular function: calcium ion binding. Lineage: Eukaryota; Viridiplantae; Streptophyta; Magnoliopsida; Fagales; Juglandaceae. The record is from RefSeq and is a predicted model, not a curated record.